Molecule: messenger RNA, 483 nt
Organism: Panonychus citri (citrus red mite)
Lineage: Eukaryota; Metazoa; Arthropoda; Arachnida; Trombidiformes; Tetranychidae
Product: baculoviral IAP repeat-containing protein 7-A-like
Exons: 2
Coding region: 1-483 (160 amino acids)
Biological process (GO): negative regulation of apoptotic process; regulation of cell cycle; positive regulation of protein ubiquitination
Cellular component (GO): nucleus; cytoplasm
Molecular function (GO): ubiquitin protein ligase activity; cysteine-type endopeptidase inhibitor activity involved in apoptotic process
Source: RefSeq, a predicted model, not a curated record
AUGGUUGAAUCGUUUGACGAGUAUGAUCAAAUAGCAAGAAUAUACCCAUACAGAUAUCAUUACAAUUAUAAUGGUAUUGGUGGUUCAAGACCACGUCAUCCAGAGUACAGAAACCCUAUAACUCGUCUUGAAUCAUUUGUUAAUUGGCCAAGGCCGGAUAUAGACAUUGGAAAGUUAACAGACGCUGGAUUUUUCUACGAAGGUAACGAAGAUAAAGUAGUUUGCUUCCAUUGUGACAGUGUACUUUUCAAUUGGCAGACAGAUGAUGAUCCAUUCGUUGAACAUGAAACUAAACCACAAAUACAAAACCAGAACUACCGAGUGGAUAUCGGCAGAUACAAGUGUAAAAUCUGUAGAGAAAAGGAAAUUGGUUGUAUUUUCCAUCCUUGUGAACAUACAGUGUCUUGUACGGACUGUGCAAUUGAUCUUGAUUCGUGUCCAAUUUGUAAAACUAGUAUUCGAAAAUACUACGUUUAUCACUAG